Heteronotia binoei (common prickly gecko) is the source of this 5388-nucleotide messenger RNA. It is a transcript of the gene SCAF8, whose product is annotated as SR-related CTD associated factor 8. Gene Ontology annotation, molecular function: RNA binding. The transcript is spliced from 21 exons. The record is from RefSeq and is a predicted model, not a curated record. Gene Ontology annotation, cellular component: nucleus. Lineage: Eukaryota; Metazoa; Chordata; Lepidosauria; Squamata; Gekkonidae. Bases 318 to 4313 code for a protein of 1331 amino acids.
AACGUCUUGGCUGCUCCUGCGAGCGAACUGCGCUGCUGCAAGGGAGCGAGGAGCCCUCCCGCCCGGCCGUCCGCCAUAUUGGUGCCCGCGCCGCAGCUAUUGCGUGUUUGUCCCUGCAGCGCCAACGGAGCCUGCCCUGGGGCGGCCCAGCGUAACAGGGAGGAGCCCCCUUCCCCAGCCCGUCUCCUCGCCAGCCCUCCGCCACCGCCCGCCAUGGCGACGAGGCCUGUUGGCUCCUGAAGGAAACCGGCCGCCGUUACCACAGCAGGGAACAAACCAGCCCCCCCCCCCUUCAGCUCGUCUCCUGCCGCCGCAACAUGGAGGCCGUGAAAGCUUUUAAUAGCGAGUUGUACUCGCUGAAUGACUACAAACCUCCAAUUUCGAAAGCUAAAAUGACACAAAUUACCAAGGCAGCAAUCAAGGCUAUAAAGUUCUACAAGCAUGUUGUACAGAGCGUUGAAAAAUUCAUUCAAAAGUGUAAACCGGAAUACAAGGUGCCUGGCUUGUAUGUCAUUGAUUCUAUUGUUCGCCAGUCUCGACAUCAGUUUGGGCAAGAAAAGGAUGUGUUUGCUCCUAGAUUCAGCAAUAACAUCAUUAGCACCUUCCAGAACCUAUAUCGUUGCCCUGGGGAUGAUAAGAGUAAAAUCGUUAGAGUACUGAAUUUAUGGCAGAAGAAUAAUGUGUUCAAGAGUGAAAUUAUUCAGCCUCUACUGGAUAUGGCUGCAGGAAUUCCUCCUCCAGUUAUGACCCCGGUUUUGCCUAGCACAACAGCUACUAUGAGUAACAAUACACCAGGCACUCCUGUGACACCUGCUACACCAGCCAAUGUGGUCCAAAGCUUACCUGAUCCUUGGGUCUCUCAGAUAACUAAUACAGACACCCUUGCUGCUGUAGCACAGAUUCUCCAGAGUCCACAAGGCCAACAGCUUCAGCAGUUAAUACAGACGCUGCAAAUGCAGCAACAGAAGCCACAACCAUCUCUGCUCCAGGCAUUGGAUGCCGGUCUUGUUGUUCAGUUACAAGCCCUCACUGCACAACUUACAGCCGCCGCUGCUGCUGCCAAUACACUUAAUCCACUAGAACAAAGUGUCUCUUUUAACAAGAAGCUGAUGGACAGGUUUGGGGAUUUUGGGGAAGAAGCUGACAUUAAUGAAGAGCCUAAAAAAGAAACCCCAGCUUCCCAGCUGCCUCUUGUAUCGGAGUCAGUGAACAACUCACUUUUUCAUCAGCUAGCUGAACAAUUACAGCAACAAAACCUAGAACAUCUCCGCCAACAGCUUCUAGAGCAGCAACCUACGAAGGCAAGCCCUGAGGAAACUCAAGAAGGGAAUUUUGGCUCUGAACAUUCUGCCUCACCUUCACAAGAUAGUAAUCACCAGCAGUUCAUAGAAGUGGAAACGAACCUUGAAAAUGCAAUUGAUGUUCAACAACAGGACAUGGAUAUAGAUGAAGGGCAAGAAAUUGUCGAACAGGAGGCCUUCGAACAAGAGGAAAAGAAAUCAGCAGUUCUUUCAAGAUCAAGAACACGUUCAAGAUCUCGUUCAAGGUCCCCAAGAAAAAGAAGAUCCAGAUCACGAUCUGGCUCUCGAAAGCGUAAACAUAGAAAACGUUCACGUUCUAGAUCAAGAGAAAGAAAAAGGAAAUCCUCAAGGUCAUACUCCAGUGAAAGAAGAGCUAGAGAAAGGGAGAAAGAACGACAGAAAAAGGGAUUACCUCCCAUACGAUCCAAAACACUAAGUGUCUGCAGUACUACACUUUGGGUUGGCCAAGUGGACAAAAAAGCCACACAGCAAGAUUUAACAAAUUUAUUUGAGGAAUUUGGACAAAUAGAAUCUAUAAAUAUGAUUCCUCCCAGAGGUUGUGCAUAUGUUUGCAUGGUUCAUAGACAAGAUGCAUAUCGUGCUCUUCAGAAAUUAAGCUCUGGAUCUUACAAGAUUGGAUCAAAAGUUAUCAAGAUUGCAUGGGCUUUAAAUAAAGGGGUGAAAACAGAAUACAAACAAUUCUGGGAUGUAGAUCUUGGAGUUUCAUAUAUACCUUGGGAAAAGGUUAAACUGGAUGACUUAGAUGGCUUUGCGGAAGGAGGCAUGAUUGACCAGGAAACAGUAAAUAAUGAAUGGGAAACAGCAAGAAGCACAGAGAUUGUAAAAGAGCCUGUACAAACCACCCAGAGUACAACAGCUGAAACAACCACAGUUGUCACAACACAAACAGAAACAUACACACAGUCCGUUGCUAUGUUACAGAUUCCUGUGGCUCCAGCUGUGCCUACUGUUAGUUUAGUCCCUCCAGCAUUUCCUGUUACGAUGCCUGUACCCCCUCCUGGUUAUAGUUCAAUUCCUCCACCUCCCUUCUUGAGAGCAAGCUUCAAUCCUUCACAACCGCCUCCUGGGUACAUGCCACCUCCUGUUCCACCUCCAGUUCCACCUCCGGUUGUUGCGCCAGUAGUCCCAACAUCUCUUGUACAGUCUUCACUACCAAUUGCUCAAGAGUCAAUGAAAGAGGUUCCUUUCAGCAACCUUGUUCUACCAGUUGGCACUAUUUCUAGCAGUCUUACCACCUCAACAUUAUCUGCUGGAAGUGUUUUUACUCCUGUUUCAAGUAACAAGUCAGAAUUGGAUGAAAAAGAUUCACACCUUGCAGAUCUUCAGAUUUCAUCCAGUGAAAACAGAGCCGCUCUUGAUGACGUUUCAAGCACUUCUGGACUUAUUGGGGGACUACAGCCACCCAGUGUCUCAACCAGUUCUGGGCUUGUGCUUGGAGUGCAGCCACCCAGUGUCUCAAAUAGCUCAGGGCUCGUGCAGCCUAAUGUCUCAAGUAGCUCGGGACUUUUGACAAGAGUUCAGCCACCUAGUGCUUCAAGCAACUCCGGGCUUCUUACGGGUAUUCAGCCACCCAGUGUCUCAAGCAGCUCCGGGCUUCUUACAGGACUCCAGCCCAUGAAUGUCUCAAGCAGCUCUAGCCUUCUCAUGGGACUCCAGCCUCCCAUAGUGUCAAGUAGUUCUGGACUUUUGACAGGAGUCCAGCCACCUUUAGUGUCAAGUAGUUCUGGGCUUCUGUCAGCACUCCAGCCACCCAUUGUGUCAAGUAACACAGGGAUUCUGGGAUUACCACCACCAAUGGUCUCAAGUAGUUCUGGACUAUUAGGUGUACCACCACCAAAUAUUUCAAGUGGUUCGGGACUUCUAGGGCUACAGCCACCCACUGGGCUUCAAAACAUACCCCAUUUAGGUAUUGCAAGUCAAAGGUUGCCCGGAAUGCCUUUGGUAGAUAUCCGGUCAGGACUAAUGCCACAGCCACAUGGGCCAAGAUUUCCACUGCUGCAACCUGGCAUGCCACCACAGCGUAAUAUUCCUCCUCCAGCAAUCCUUGACCCAUCGCUUCCUCCUCCACCUAGAGCGUUCCUUCCAGGAGAUCUUUUUAAUCAAACUGAGAGGCCUUUUGGAACUUCUGGUAGGCAAAGCAUUGAUAAUAUUUCUAAUCCAGAUAAAAGGUUAUCACUUGGAGAUGACAGCAUUCAGCAGGAAGGAGACAGAGAUUAUCGCUUUCCUCCUGUGGAAAACAGAGAAAACCUUAAUCGUCCAUCUUCAGUGGAUAUUAGGGAUCCCAUGGGACGGCCACCACUGGAUCCAAGAGAAAAUCUAGGAAGGCCUCCAGUAGAUGGAAGAGAUCAUCUUGCCAGGCCACACAUAGAUUUAAGAGAGAACUUUGGAAGACCAGGUAUAGAUACUCUUGGCCGUAGAGAGCAUUUUGCUUACAAUUCUGAUAAGCACUGGGGACAAAGAGGAGAUUAUGAUGAAAGAGAGCAUCAUUCUUUUCCUACAUAUGGUGGUCUUAAAGGCUUCCAGGAAGAUCGAGAGAGAUAUCGACAAACAAACUUCAGAUUUGAAACUCGAAGUGGCCCUACCUGGAACAGGGGCCUGGAACAGGAUGCUCACAGAGACUUUGAUGACCGCCGUAGACCCUGGGAAAGGCAAAGGGACAGGGAUGACAGAGAUUUUAAUUUUGGCAGAGAAAUCAAUGGAAACAGAUUUGGGAGAGAGAGAUUACAGAAUAACUGGAUACCCCCUCCACACCCAAGAGCAUUUGAAUAUUUUGAAGGGGGCAGUUCUCAACCAAAAGCUGAUAGCGUGCCCCAAGUAAAUGGUGAAAACACAGAGACAGAGAGCCAGCCACCUGAUGUGCAAGCACAGGAUGAAUCGGAACUUUAUGAAAAGCUGGCUACUUCAAGUGACAUAAAAAAAGAGAAGAGUGACACAGAAGCUGAAUUAGAAAGUGAACCAGUGGUAGAAAGCACAGAAACUGAGGGGACAUAAUCAUCACUCAGUAGGCAAUAUGAUGAAGGAUGUUGUGGCAACUGACCGUGUGCUGGGCUCAGCAGAGUUAAAUGAGAAGUGCUUCUGUGUUCUAAAGGCCAUCCCAUCGAAUCUUGGUUGUGGAGUAUUAGAAGGAAGGAACCUGACAUUACAUGUUGAGAAGGCGUUUUGUGUCAGUACACACUUUCCGAUGAACACCAGGGAUUAUAAACGUACCUACCAGUAUUACCUGUCUGGAGCAGGGGUUAAUUUUAUAAAUUGAAACCAAUAAACUCUGUGAGUUUUUUUAAAGACCUUUUUUCUGCUCAGAUGAACAGGGGUUUUUGUUUUGCAUCCAACACAGAGAAAGGCUCUUCUGCAGGACCAGAAGAUAACACUGGAUUGUAAAUUAUAACAAGUCCCACUUGAAUCUUGUAAUACAAGGACAGAUGGCAAGAAAAGACAUUUUGUGGAAAAGAUGUUUCCUUUCAAGAUUAAAGCUUUCAAAAUGCAUUUUUAGGUGGCUCCAUUUGAUGUUACACUACAUGUGCCGUCAUUGUGUAGACCUUGAAUAGUGACUGGUGCUGCAAGUUCUAGAUAUUCUAGUGCAGCACUAGAGUAGCAUCAAGCUUUGUUAUGCCAGUACUUGUCAGUAGACCACAUCUUUAAUCUCUUAAUGGGUCUAGGAGAGAUAUGAACAUGUUCAGGGUGACAAACCCUACAAUCAUCAAUACCACGAGAAUUGGAAAUCAAAGUAUCAGUGCCAAGAUUUGUCCAGACUCAUCCUGUUGUUUUUGUUCCAAAUGAAUUCCUAGAAAGCAAAAAGAAAAAUUAUGAUGAGAUGAAAAAUUACAGUCAAUUAGUUUUAACAUUCAUCGAGCAGACAGGAUUUUGCAUCUUCCUAAUUAAGGCAAUAGCCUUUCUAAGUUCCCAAAGAAAAAUUCUAUGUUUCAGGGGUGAACAUGUGGACUUGGUUUACUGAGCAGCUGUGGAACAAAAGAGAAAUGUGGUCACACGCCAUAUGUGAAAUGGUUGUUUUUGUCUCUCUGCUGUUUAUGUUUUGCUCUAUCUGAAUUAAAGAGCCAGUCACUUGGAA